AAGGUGGUUUCGAAAAGAUGAAAUAUACACUUUCUGUCGCAGCUGCUUUGACAGCCGCACAAUCAGUUUUGGCUGGCGCACCACCAGAUCUUCCAUUGGGAAGCAAUCUCGACGAAUGCUUACGUGCAUCAAGCGCUACAGUACUCACAUCAGGAGAUCAAGCUUAUGAUAGUGCUAGAGAGACCUACAACUCUCGUACGACAUUCUCUCCUCAGUAUGUUGUACAGCCAAACUCAGUAGAGGACGUCCAGCAUAGUGUUAGAUGCGCCACUCAGUACAAAUCAGCAAUAACUAGUAAAUCUGGCGGUCAUGGAUACGCAGGGUUCGCCAUUGGUGGUGAAGAUGGAAAUGUUACCAUCGAUAUGAGCAAUCUCAAGACACUCAACGUAGACGAGAACGGAUUAGUACGUGCUGGUACAGGAAACCACCUUGGUGAACUUUAUCAGGGUAUCUACGAUCAAGGUGGAUGGUCACUGCCUGGUGGAACUUGUCCACAAGUGGGUAUUGGCGGUCACGCAUCGUUUGGUGGAUAUGGUCCACUCUCACGCAAGCUUGGUUUCUUGCUAGACACUAUCACAGAAGCUGAAGUCGUGUUCGCUAACGGUACUUCAGCAAUUGUCUCAGAAGGUCAAGACGCGUUCUUUGCUGUUACCGGUGCAGCUCCAUCAUUUGCCGCUGUUACACAAUACACUUACCAGGCAACCCCAGCUCCAGAAAAUACCGUUACGUUCAAAUAUGGCAUGUACGGUCGUACACUUGAAGAAUCUGCUCAAGCCUUCAACGGCUACCAAAAUUUCAUGAAUGGCGAUGUUCCAAAUGAUCUUUACGCUAUUGUCACUCUUGGUUCUGAUUCAUUUGAAUUGGCUGGUAACUACUUUGGCAGCCAAGAGGAGUUCAAGGCAAUCGUGGAACCUCUCCUUAAAGCUGUAGGUGUGAGAGACACCGACCAACAAGACGUCUCAGAAGAUGCAGACUUCAUCACAGCACUCACAAAGACCACCGGUGAUCUCUCCUCCACGCAUGUCGAGCCAGCCAGCUUUUACAGCAAGUCAUUAAUGACAAAUGAGCCUCUCAAUAUGGACGAUGUAUACUCUUUCUUUGGAUAUCUCAAAUACGAUGCUACCAACGCACAAAAUAACGGCUACAGCUGGUACAUCAUCGUUGAUCCAUACAAUGGUGCCAUUCAUGAUAUUUCAACUGAUACAAGAAGUUUCGCUCACCGUAACGUACUUCUGGAUUUCCAAUUUUUCGCUUUCUCUGGCGAUGAUGAGAAACAAUUGUUUGAUCUUGUUGACGGGAUGGUCACAAGUAUAACCACCUCUCCAGAAGCUGCUUAUCCAAAUUAUGUCGAUGCUCGUCUCCAGAAUUGGCAAAACCUAUACUACGGGGAAAACUACAACAGAUUACAACGAAUCAAGGAACAAGUAGAUCCAAACAACACUUUCAGAUUCCCUCAAUCAAUUGAACUUCCUUAAAUUAUGAAACGGAUAUUAAGAACACUUUAUAUUUAAUGAAAUGGACACUUGUAUAUAUUUCUUAUCUUCGC
Messenger RNA from Wallemia mellicola CBS 633.66, 1546 nucleotides. Its product is annotated as FAD-binding domain-containing protein. Gene Ontology annotation, molecular function: oxidoreductase activity; FAD binding. The record is from RefSeq and is a predicted model, not a curated record. The coding region runs from base 18 to 1475 and encodes 485 amino acids. Lineage: Eukaryota; Fungi; Basidiomycota; Wallemiomycetes; Wallemiales; Wallemiaceae. The transcript is spliced from 5 exons.